AUGGCAGACGGCGCUACAUCAAACAGAGCCCAGGCUUCAAACGGCCCAUGGCGACGCAGUGACCCGAUUUCGGCCGUAAAGUGCCUUCAGGAAAAAAGGUACACAUCGGCCCGGAAACCGGGUUCAUGCCUAUUAUCGAUUGGCCGACGAUCGGCCUGGCCUCCUCUGGCCGAGGGGAGUUGUCAAGGUUCAAUUGGUACCAAGGCGUGCUUGGCCCUGGUUCGGAUGCGCAUCGAUCCGGCCUACUGCCGCCCCAACGACAGGCUGCAGACCGACCUGGCGACCGUGUCUGAUUGGGUCGUCAUGAUAGUCAGUCGAUAG
This is a messenger RNA of Protopolystoma xenopodis, 321 nucleotides long. Lineage: Eukaryota; Metazoa; Platyhelminthes; Monogenea; Polystomatidea; Polystomatidae. The record is from the annotation of a GenBank genome assembly.